Molecule: messenger RNA, 609 nt
Organism: Arabidopsis arenosa
Lineage: Eukaryota; Viridiplantae; Streptophyta; Magnoliopsida; Brassicales; Brassicaceae
Source: the annotation of a GenBank genome assembly
ACAUUACAAAACCCACAACAAAAGAAAAGCUUCACUAGUCCUAACUCUUAAAACUUAGUUCAGCCUAAGAACACAAAAACUUUUGUAAAAAUGGUUGACGACACCCGAAACACCCUUUUCGUCUUCCGACCAGACCAGCAGGCUCUUGCACCUCAAUCUCGGACUCCAUUCUCAGCCGUGACAGCGCACCGUGCCACAGCCAUACGACGGUGCCGCCUCAUGAUCUCUGUCACAACCCUAGAAAUGAUCCUUGAGGAAGAGAUAACACCAGAAGAAGGUCAUCCAAACAUUACCCCUGCGAUGGAUUCUCUUGCGGUGACCUCUUGUUUCUAGGACAUCAAGAAACAAGUUUCUUUUCUGUUUAACCGAAGCUGCAAGUACUCUUGAUGAUCUUCACCACAAAUAUUAUGAUUUUCCUGUAAUAGUUAAGUUAGUGUCUCAUGCCGUUUGUGGGUUUGUUUUCAGAAGUCUCUUCAAAUUUUCUUCUUUUGUAGUUUCCACCGGAUAAUAAUUAAUCUUGUGAAACUGUUGUUUGAAAAUAUGUUCUUAUUGGUUUCACAACCGAAAGAACAUAUUUUUUUGUUGAAUUAAUAAGAAUUUACUUCUGUC